Drosophila pseudoobscura is the source of this 1295-nucleotide messenger RNA. Its product is annotated as DNA damage-regulated autophagy modulator protein 1. NCBI's taxonomy places the organism in Eukaryota, Metazoa, Arthropoda, Insecta, Diptera, Drosophilidae. The record is from RefSeq and is a predicted model, not a curated record. The transcript is spliced from 4 exons. The coding region runs from base 1 to 741 and encodes 246 amino acids.
AUGUCACAAGUUUACCUACUGCCGGUAGCCGUAUUCUUGGUGUUCCAGGUGACCUUUAUUGGCACAUACAUUGCCGCGGUCCUGGAAGGUCACGUCGUUCCCACGGUGCCGUAUAUAAGUGAUGCUGCCACCUAUUCGCCCGAGAGCUGCGUGUUCGGCCAACUCAUUAAUAUCGGCAGUGUUCUGUUAGGAAUUACCAUCUAUGUGCGCUACAGACAAGUGAUGCAGUUGUACGAGCACCAUCCCGAUCUGGACAUCGCUGUGAAGCGUCACAGUCGCGUGGCGUUGUGGUGUGGAAUGCUGUCCUGUCUGGGCAUUAGCUUCGUGGGCAACUUCCAGGAGACAAAUGUGCGCAUUGUGCACUUCAUUGGCGCUUUCUGCUGCUUCGGCUGCGGCACUCUCUACUUCUGGAUGCAGGCGCUCAUUUCGUACAUGAUUUAUCCCAUGUCUGGGACUCGAAUUUACGCCCAUCUGCGUCUGGGUAUGUCCGUCUGCUGUACGAUACUCUUCAUCCUACUUUCCGUGACCGGGCUCAUGUCACACAUCCUAUUCAAGGGCCAGAACCCCAGGAAAUGGUAUCCUUCGGACGGUGGCUGGUACUUUCACGUGAUCAGUAGCAUUUCAGAGUGGAUCAUUGCGACCAUAUUUAGCUUUUUCAUUCUGACAUUUACCACAGAGUUCCGCGAUAUCUCGCUCUCGCAUCCCCAUAUUGCAUUGAUGUCCUACUCUACAACAAUUUAAAAUUUAUUGACCGAGUAUUACUUGGAUGAGAGAAGCUAGUCAAUUUGACAUGUUGAUUCAGCAUCCAUCUCUCUAAAAUAAAAUUAGGAAUGAUUCCCCCAUAUGUAAUGGAGAAUGGAGAAAGAUAAUGGGGAGAAAAAUUACCCAUGACAUAAUGCUUUUGUCUGCAUUCGCUAUUCCACACAACAUUCACGCGAAGCUGUGUUCUUCAGCCCUCCCCUUCGACAAGGAAGAAUUUUCUACAUGGUGCUUAUCCCCUUGAUCUCCUUCUCUCCGUCGUAUCUCUCAGUCGUUAGCUUCCUCUAGCAGAUGCUGUGAUGUGUACAUACAUGCAUAUAUGCAAAGUGUUUCCAAAGAUAAAUAGUUAGACAGCCCGCAAGUUGAAGGCUCGGCAAGGCUUCUUCGCGUCGACUCAGUAUAGAGAAAUUACGUUUAUUAAUUAAGCAUGGACGUUUUUCGAAAUAUAAAGUUACAUUUUGCGAAAUAGGUUGAUGCGAGCUGUAAUAUAAAAACCAUACAAAUUUGUCAAAAUAUAAUGCAAAAAUAAAAAAUCA